Molecule: messenger RNA, 10917 nt
Organism: Aethalodelphis obliquidens (Pacific white-sided dolphin)
Lineage: Eukaryota; Metazoa; Chordata; Mammalia; Artiodactyla; Delphinidae
Gene: HMGXB3
Product: HMG-box containing 3
Exons: 21
Coding region: 306-4388 (1360 amino acids)
Source: RefSeq, a predicted model, not a curated record
CGAGGGCAGCCGGGACGGGUUUUCCUAGCGAUCCGAGGUGUGGUGCUGCUGCUGCUGCUGCUGCUGAACCGGUGCCGCGGCGACGCCCGUGUGCCUGCUGUCUUCCUCGGGCUCCCCGGGGCUUGACCCCCGGGGCUCUCGGCAGGCGUCGGUGAAGAGCCUGCAGAGAGAACCUGCGCUCCCACACCCGCCCUCUACAACCCCAUAUCACGACUCCGAGGAAGGGGAGAGAGAGGGGCUGUCGCGACUCCGUGCCGUGUGUCGCCGGGCGGGGCCGCGGGGCCGGGGCUCCUCUAGCCCCCGGGAUGCGCGCGCGAGUCCUCGUCUCCACUUCCUUGUUGCCACUGCCACGACUGGAGCCGCCUCUCUCCGACCGCGGGGAGCGCGAGUGCGCUGGCCAGCCCCCCCCGUCGAGCCCCCUGGCCGGGCGCCUCCGGGAAUGUGAGCCGCGCGGCUUGCACGCUUCUCCGGCCAUGGAUGCAUCAUAUGAUGGUACUGAGGUAACUGUCGUGAUGGAGGAAAUUGAGGAAACCUACUGUUACACCUCCCCUGGGCCACCCAAGAAGAAGAAAAAGUAUAAAAUACAUGGAGAAAAGGCCAAGAAACCCAGGUCUGCUUACCUUCUGUACUAUUAUGACAUCUACCUGAAAGUGCAGCAGGAGCUCCCCCACCUCCCUCAAUCUGAGAUCAAUAAGAAGAUUAGUGAGAGUUGGAGGCUUCUCAGUGUGGCCGAGAGGAGUUACUACUUGGAGAAAGCCAAACUAGAGAAAGAAGGUUUGGAUCCUAACUCUAAACUCUCUGCACUGACCGCUGUGGUUCCGGACAUCCCAGGUUUCCGCAAGAUCCUCCCUCGCUCAGAUUAUAUCAUCAUCCCCAAGAGCAGCCUGCAGGAGGAGCGGAGCUGUUCUCAGCUAGAGCUGUGUGUGGCCCAGAACCAAAUGUCCCCUAGAGGACCAUCCCUUGUGUCCAACACUGCCCUGGAGACAGUGCCCAGCCAUGCAGGCAUGGCAGAACAAUGUCUGGCUGUGGAGGCCUUAGCUGAGGAUGUGGGAGCCCUUGCCCAGCCAGGUGCUGUACAGGAGAUCACCACCUCAGAGAUCCUCGGCCCGGAUGUGCUCCUAAAUGAGGCUUCCCUGGAGGUAGGGGAGAGCCACCAACCUUACCAGACAAGCCUGGUAAUUGAAGAGACCUUAGUGAACAGCUCACCAGACCUCCCCACUGGAAGCCUGGCUGUGCCCCACCCCCAGGUUGGGGAGAGCAUGUCCGUGGUAACAGUCAUGAGGGAUUCCAGUGAGAUUAGCUCCUCUGCGCCAGCUGCACAAUUCAUCAUGUUGCCUCUUCCUGCCUACUCGGUUGUGGAGAACCCCACCUCCAUCAAACUGACUACUACGUACACCCGACGGGGCCAUGGGACAUGCACCAGCCCAGGCUGCUCCUUCACGUAUGUCACGAGGCACAAACCACCUAAGUGCCCUACCUGUGGUAACUUCCUAGGAGGGAAGUGGAUCCCAAAGGAAAAGCCAGCCAAAGUCAAAGUGGAAUUGACUUCUGGAGUCUCCUCCAAAGGCUCUGUGGUUAAAAGAAAUCAGCAGCCUCUCACCUCCGAGCAAAAUUCUGCUAAGGAAAACUCUUCCAAACUGACUCUGGAGAACUCAGAAGCUGUAAGCCAGCUCCUAAGUAUAGCUCCUCAAAGAGACGUGGGUGAGGAGAAUGAGUGGGAGGAAGUGAUCAUCUCAGAUGCCCAUGUUUUGGUCAAGGAAACUCCUGGGAAUCGUGGUACAGCAGUCAUUAAGAAGCCAGUGGUCAAGAGUGGUGUGCAGCGUGAGGUCUCUCUGGGGACAACUGAGAAUGACAGUCCUGGACUAGACGUGCCACCACCAGCUGAGGGGACCAGCACCUCCAAUUCACUCCCUGCUCCUAAAAAGCCUACAGGAGUUGACGUGCUUAUUCCUGUGCCCAGAGCCCCAGAGCUUAAAGGCAGAGCACGGGGCAAGCCCUCGUUACUGGCUGCAGCAAGACCCAUGAGAGCAAUUCUUCCAGCCCCAGCUAACGUGGGUCGAGGCAGCAGCAUGGGACUGCCCAGGGCCAGGCAGGCCUUUCCCCUGAGUGAUAAGACUCCCUCUGUGAGGACUUGUGGCCUGAAGCCAAGUACGCUGAAGCAGCUGGGCCAGCCCAUCCAACAGCCAUCUAGCACUGGUGAGGUGAAGCUACCAAAUGGCCCAGCCAACAGGACAUCUCAGGUGAAAGUUGUAGAGGUCAAGCCUGAUAUGUUUCCUCCAUAUAAGUAUAGCUGCACCGUCACACUGGAUUUGGGCCUGGCUACAUCAAGAGGUCGGGGAAAGUGCAAGAAUCCCUCUUGUAGCUAUGUCUACACCAAUCGGCAUAAACCGCGGAUUUGUCCCAGCUGUGGUUUUAACCUUGCCAAAGACCGGACUGAGAAAACCACCAAGGUUCUCGAGGCGAGCUCACCACUCUCGGAUGUGCCGAGCGCCACAGAGCCCCUGAGCGCAGCCCAGAGGGAGAUCCAGCGCCAGUCAACGCUGCAGCUGCUGCGCAAAGUCCUGCAGAUUCCUGAGAACGAGUCAGAGCUGGCUGAGGUCUUCGCCUUGAUUCAUGAACUCAAUAGCUCUCGACUCGUCCUGUCCAACGUGAGUGAGGAGACAGUCACCAUCGAGCAGACUUCUUGGUCGAAUUAUUAUGAGUCUCCAUCCACGCAGUGCCUUCUCUGUAGCAGCCCAUUGUUCAAAGGGGGACAAAACUCCCUGGCCGGGCCCCAGGAGUGCUGGCUGCUGACAGCCAGCUGGCUGCAGGUGGUGACUGCCCAGGUGAAGAUGUGUCUGAAUCCCCAUUGUUUGGCCCUGCACAGCUUCAUGGACAUCUAUACAGGUCUCUUUAAUGUGGGAAACAAGCUGCUAGUGAGCCUGGACUUGCUUUUUGCAAUCCGAAACCAGAUCAAGCUGGGAGAGGACCCCAGAGUAUCCAUCAGCACUCUUCUGAAGUCAGUGCAGGAUCAGACAGAGAAGACUCUUACCUCAGAGGAGCUGAGCCAGCUGCAGGAGCUGCUGUGCAAUGGCUAUUGGGCUUUUGAGUGCCUCACUGUCCGAGACUACAAUGACAUGAUCUGUGGCAUCUGUGGUGUGGCCCCCAAAGUGGAAGUGGCCCAGAGGAGUGAAGAAAACGUGCUGGCACUAAAGAGUGUGGAGUUCACCUGGCCUGACUUCUUGGCCUCUAGUGAGGUAAAUGUGGAGGACUUUUGGGCCACGAUGGAGACAGAAGUGAUUGAGCAGGUGGCCUUCCCCGCCAGCAUCCCUAUCACCAAGUUUGAUGCCUCUGUUAUUGCCCCCUUCUUCCCACCACUCAUGAGAGGAGCUGUGGUCGUCAACACUGAGAAAGACAAAAACCUGGAUGUGCAGCCAGUACCUGGCAAUGGCGGUGCCUUGGUACGGCUGCUCCAGGAGGGCACCUGCAAGCUUGAGGAGAUCGGCUCCUACAGCGAGGAGGAGCUGCACUGCCUGCUGAGGCAGUGUGGCAUCCCCUUCGGGGCAGAAGAUUCCAGGGACCAGCUCUGCUUCUCCUUGUUGGCCCUCUACGAAUCUGUUCAGAAUGGAGCCAGAGCUCGACAGCCCCCACCUCAUCUCACAGGGGGUAAAAUCUACAAGAUGUGCCCCCAUCAGGUGGUGUGUGGCUCUAAGUAUCUCGUGCGGGGCGAGAGUGCCCUCGACCACGUGGACCUGCUCGUCUCCUCCCGCCAUUGGCCUCCUGUGUAUGUGGUCGACAUGGCCACACCAGUGGCCCUGUGUGCUGACCUCUGCUACCCAGAGCUGACCAACCAGAUGUGGGGGAGGAAUCAGGGCUGUUUCUCCAGCCCCACGGAGCCGCCUGUGAGCGUGUCCUGCCCAGAACUCUUGGACCAGCAUUAUACGGUGGAUAUGUCGGAGGCUGAGCACUCUGUCCAGCACCCGGUCACCAAGACUGCCACACGGCGCAUCGUCCAUGCAGGCACACAGCCCAGUCCUGGCGACCCCAGUGCUGGGCACCACUCCUUGGCCCUGUGUCCUGAGUUGGCGCCCUACGCAGCCAUCCUGUCCUCCUUUGCAGACAGCAAACCAAACAGCGUCCGCCAGCGGCCCAUUGCCUUUGACAAUGCCACCCACUAUUACCUCUACAACCGCCUCAUGGACUUCCUUACCAGUCGCGAGAUUGUCAACCGGCAGAUCCAUGACAUUGUGCAGAGCUGCCAGCCUGGCGAGGUGGUCAUCCGAGACACCCUGUACCGCCUCGGGGUUGCUCAGAUCAAGACGGAGACGGAGGAGGACGCUGAGGAAGAGGAGGUGGCCACAGCUGCAGAGAAAUCUAUGACAGUUCCACACAAGUCAAAGAUGCUAUAGGAGAAGAGACUGGAGCAGACUGAGAGUCCCAACAGGCCCUGGGGCACUUCUGUGGGCCCUGUGGUGAGUGUCCAAGCCUCUUUGAGUGGGGACUUCCUAAAAGGUAGAUUUGAAGGGCUUCACUCCAGACCCAUAGCGUCAGACUCCCUGGAGCAGGGCCCAGGCAUCUGCACUCUUUUCUCCUUUUCCAGGUGACUCUGAUGCCCACCCAUGUCUGAGAGCCACUGAUCAGAUCUCACAGAACUGCCUGUCAUCCAUAAGCAGCUUCUGACCAGUCCAGGCAUCUGGCCUAGGAAUUCAAGGGUUGCUGAGACAGGGAUCCCACCUUCACUUUGUGGAGACGGGACGGGGAAGAUGGAGUGAGGUAGCCCUGGGACCCUCAGACACCCAAGAGGCCCCACCACGAUGGGCCCCUUACCUCCGUGGGUACAGGCUCCCAGAAGGUUGACUAUGUUCUCGUGCUGGCCCAGGUGGCUCAUGAUCUUCAGUUCCGACAUGAGGGCCUCCUUCUCGUCAGCGUGAGCCGUGGCUGGGAGAUGGGGCCACAGGUCCCACAGACAGAGAAAGGGCAGGACGUGGAGAGCCAUGCACACAGACGCCCAGGGAAGCAAAGCAGAGGGGACCCAGAGCCCCAAAGCAAUCAGAAGCCGAAAGAGGCAGGAGAAGUGAGGACACACAAUGGGAGUUACGGGGAGAGAGAGAGGAGAGAUGGCCUGUUACUGAGCUGAUUUGGGGUGGCAGGAGACCAACCUGUGGCCAGGCCAUAGGCCAGGAUGGCCUCUGUGCACCAGAGCCCCUUCGAGGCUCAGGCAGAAGCCCUUCCACACCCAGGAGUUCGAGGGAGCCGGGAGCUCACAAAGGAAGCCGAGAGUCCUCACCCCCGAUCCCAGGCUCUGUUCCACAGGCCCUGACAGGCCGAAAAUGUGGGUGAUGCCCUUGUGAUGACAGAACAGACCCUCCCUUGGCAGAUACCACCUCCUACCCGCUGCCCCAAAGCUGCUUCCUGUACUCACACUUCAGCAUCUUCACAGCCACCUUCAGAACAGCAUCUUCCUUGCCCAGACCAAAGGCCGUGGCCUCUACCACCUUCCCAAAGGCACCUGCUCCAAGGGUUUUACCUGCCACACACAAAGCCUGCUGAGGUCCCGGGGCACCUAAGGGCCCACAGGCUCCCUGCCACCCACGCUGGCCCUGUGACAGGAGGGCGUGUUGGUUGCUGAGACCCUGGCUCACCGAACUGCAGGUUGUUCCGGGGGAACUCCCACUUCUCGUUGUAGGGCAGCUGGGUUGGGUCGAUGAAGGUGUAGCUGUUGCCCCCGUAGCUCUCAAUGAUCUUCCAGCGCACCUGGUACUUGGGCUUCUGCAGAGGGAGAGGGAGGAGGCAUGGGUCAGCUGGGCCUGGCAGGUGGAUCUUGGACAUCAUCCCGACCCGGGAGGACAGGGGCUGGGCAGUCCCACCGCACAGCGGGAGGAGGUCGGUGUGGCCUGCGACGUGGUGAGAGGGGCUGUGUCAUCUCAUGCCCAUGGCACCGAGAGCCCCGUCCCUGCCUGGCUUGGCCUUACCAUGGGACCGUCCAUUCUCCAAGCCUCAGUUUCCCUACCUGUGUAUUGAAAGAUUUGGACAGGACCACCUCUGAGGGUUUUGACAGCUCUGAUAAGGUAGUAAUUCCUGAGCCAGGAGGGAGGGUGGAACUGUAGAUCCAUCCAUCCAUCCGUCCAUCCUCCCAUCCAAUUAUUACUUGUUUGUUUUAUUUUCACUUGUGGUAAGAACAAAAUUUACCAUCCCAACCAGUUUUGAGUAUACCGUUCAGUAGUGUUAUAGACAGUCCCACUGUUGUGCAACCAACCUCCAGGACUCUUUUCAUCUUGAAAAGCUUCAAGUCUGUACUCACUAAACAACAACUCCCUGUUCCCCCCUCCCCCGAGCCCCCAGCCACUUAUCUCCUGCAUCUGACUGUUCCAGGUACCUUAUUUAACUGGAGUCAUGCAGGAUCUGUCCCUUUGUAACUGGCUUAUCUCACUUAGCAUGAUGUCUUCAAGGUUCAUCCAUGUUGUUGCCUAUGUCAGCAUUUCCUGCCUUUUUAAGGCUGAAUAUUAUCCCAUCCAAAUAUUCCACCGAGUACCUGUUUGUUUCAGGCAUCGUUGAUUCAGAGUUUGACAAAACAAGAGUCCCUGUCCCCUGGAGUUUGCAUUCUAGUUGCUAAGACGGACAAUCAACUCAGAUACCUAUGUAGGAAAUUUUCGAAUAGUGCUAUGGAGAUAAGAAAGCAAAGUAAUAGGACAGAGAGCACCGGGGACAACUGAACACAAGUCAGGGAGGGCCCCUGAGGAGGCGAGAGGGAGCUGGCCACGUGAGCAGCAGGGGAAGCACUUCGCGGGUGCAGGGAGUGGAGGCCUGGGGGUGGGAAAGGUCUGGGCGAGUCUAAGGGACUGGAAGGUGCCGUGUGGCUGGAGGGGAGCAGGGGGCGGUUCUGGAGGCAGGAAAGUCUUGAGGGCUGCAAUCAGCAAGUGAGUUCUCUAAGCGCAAGGGGAACCCUUUGAGGCUCGAUGCAGGCGAGCGAUGCAUCCGACUCUACAUUGCUCAAGGACCAACAGAGAGAGACCCCACGUACAAGACAGCGGGCGUCUGGAGGACCUGCAUUCCCCUCAGGCUCUCCAAGCUGUUCCAACCAGCCAGCUGGCGGCAGAGCAUAAGCAGAGGAGGAGCGGCUGCCUCUCUCUUUCCUGCCCCUGGUGGCAGCUGCAUGGGGGCAUCAUGCCAGGGGUACCCAUGAGAAGUGCUGAUGGCAGACAGAGUUUAGGUGGAAAGUGGAAGCUGGGCUGGGGCGGUGGAGGACACUGAGGCCUCGGGUCAGCAGUCCAGCUCGCUUUCCGGUCAGUUGUGGGGGACAGGGACCAGCUGGGCUGUGCUUAGCAGCUGGGCUCCUACAUGGGGCACCCAACUCGGGCAGGGGGAGCUAAAGUGGGUGCUGGGGAGGAGGGUGACAAGUCUCACCAGGUUAAGGGAAAAGACUCCAGAUAGCCAUAGGGAAGGACUUCCGGAUGGUAGUUCGGGGGGAAAGACUGCAGUUAGACAUGAGGAAGAAUUUCCAGGUCCUGAUUCAGGACGAGAGACUAGUGGUGAACCUAAGGACAUCCAUGUUACAGUUUCAGCAGAUAGUCUGAAACGGGACAGGAAGAGGACUUCUGGAGUGUCAGAGGAUUCAAACCCUGUGUGUGGGUGCCUUCCCAACACAAAGGAUGGACACAGAACCGGGAGGGAUUCCUUGACCUUGCCUGGCCACUUCCAUCUCCAGGAGCCACUGUGGUGACGGCUGGUUUCCCCCCCCCCCCCGCCACUUCUCCUUCCUCUGGCCCCACAGCUGGGCCUGAGUCAGCCCCUCCCCAGCCCACCGCGAGCUGGCUUUCUGGCUGGAACUUCAGCUCUCUCUCUGAAUCCCAGACCUGAUACCUGGAGGACGACACAGCUCUCCCACGCCUGCCUCAGGCAUCCCCACCCCUCUUCCUGGAAAGCAGACACUAGCUCUCAGCCUCUGCUAUCCCUAGACAGGGCUUCUGUGUAACUCCCGGGGGCUUCUACCCAGAGGGGCCUCUCCUCUGAAGGAGAACCCUAAUGGGGAGGCCAGGAUGGGCAGCCUCGGAGUAUAAUGCUAUCAGUGAGCGUCUCCUGAGCACUUCCUGUGAGUGGGCGCUGGGCUCCACACUCAACGUGCGUCAUCCCACUUAAUGCUCACAACAGGCCCAGGCCACUUCCCCUUGGUGACCGAGGUAGGCAUGGAAUCAUCAAAGUCCCCACAACUCCCCAUCCAGGCCUGCUGUUUUGGGUGGGCGGAUGUUUUCUGUCUCAGGAAGGGGGAGAUCUGAACAGUUUCCACUGGAAAUCUUGGGGACCCUCCUGUGCUUCCCCCACAUACCUCCCAAUCCCCAGAGCUCAGUUCCAAUCCCCAGAAUUCCAGCCUCUCCAGUGGCUUCCCCGUCUCCUCCUGUCCUCCCCAUCACCAUCAUCCUUUCUUCCCCAUGUCCUUCCUCCUUCCAGCCUGCUGACUUCUGCCCUUUUCUCUCCCCCCUUGGCCCCCCUUGUGGUCUCUCUGGGGGCCAGAAAGGCGAUGAGUCAGCCCUGAGACAGAAGCAACCCUUCCCUCAAGUGGGGCCACCCCUCCCCUCAGGCCUGAGUAGUGAGGACAAGCCAGGCUGAGUCCCCAGUGAAGGGACAAGACUCAGAACCCUGUGGAACAAAGCAGAGGACACUUGGACAACAAGCCCUGAGGCAGGGCAUGGUCAUCUUGACCCCUGGGAUGCCCUCCUUCUCUUGGCCUUGAGUCAGCUCACGGGCCAGUUCAGUUUCUUAAAUGGGAUAAGAGGUGACUGGAGUACAUGUUCCAAAGAUGGUCCCGUGAAGAGAACGUAAGGUGUCCCCAAACCACGGCUGGCCAAGGGGGCUGGGCGGCCCAAGGCAGAAAGGGCUGGAGGGGAACUGGGCCCUUCUCUAGAAUCUCUGCAAGGCUGAGGAGGCAGCUCUGUGGGGACGGAGAGGCUGUUUUCAGCUCCAUAUAAGGAAGAACUUUGCAACAGAGCUGCGCAGAGAAGGAAUGGGAGGCCACAACAAUGACUGAAGUCCUGUCCCCGGAGGCGGGCGGAGUUGGACGGAUCUGGGUCUGAAUCCCGCCUUGCCAGGCUCUAGGACUCUAGGAAAAUUGGUGUCUCUAAGCCUCUGUCUCUCCAUCUGUGAAAUGGUGUUGAUAAUGGCAGCCCCCGCACCAGACUGUGCUGAAGGUUCACCGAGGUGACGGCGUGUAGAGGACUGAGCAGGGUGCUGGGCACGGACAGGGCUCUGAAUGGAUGCUACACACCCUGGACCCAGGAGGAAGUUGGCUGGGGAACUCAAGAUAGCUCAAGCAUCUUGGGAUUGGAGGGCUGUCUGGCCCAUCCAAGAUUCAGACCCAGAUCCACACAACUCCCAACCCUUGGCUCUUAAACUAGACCAUCAGGCUCUUGGCAUGUCACGGGAGGAGGCUGUAAAGGUCACCCACCCCACCAUGAACAGGUGGGGAAAAUGAGGCCCAGAGCGGGCAGUCCACCCGCCAAGGUUGCAUGAAGCCCAAACAGGACAGUCACCCAGCCAUGGUCUCAUGGCAAACCAGUGUCCGAGCAGGACCCAGAUCCCUGAAGACUUGACCUGGGGCCCUGGAUGCUGCGCUCAGAGCUGCCUCCUCAUGCUGUGUGCUGACAUAAGCACUGGGCACCCCCCACAUACCACCUACCUAUCUACUCCAAGUCCUCUACUCACACUAAAACCCACAAGGCAGGUGUGGGGAAGAGAAGGCAGCAGAGGAGCCCACAAGGUGGGUUAUUCACCCCUAACUCACCUCACUGCCUUGUUCACACCUGCUGAACCUACAGGAUGGGGUCCAACCCCUCAGACCCCCAACCUGUCCCCACCUGGGUCCUCUUCCAGGCAUCAGUAUUUCCGGAACUCACCUUGGUCUUCCCCCCACCUGCCUCUUUGUACACAGCGCCCUCUCCCACAGAGACAUCCUUUCCCUGAAUCUCAUCUCCCCCUGGCUGCCUGCCCCGUUCUCCAAGACCUGUCCCACCCACGCCAAGCCACCUCCUCCAAGCAGACUCCCUUCCCUGCCAGCCGGAAAAGAUCCCUCCACUUCUGGCCUCCCAGAGCCUUCUGGCCUGGCCCUCUCAGUGCCUGACUGCACCAGAAGUAGUCUUUUAUGUAGGGAGGCAGUGAGGCUAAGUGGUGGAGGCCACAGGCUCUGGGGUGCAAGGCAACUGGGACUCUUGGGCGGGUCCUUCAACCUUGCUGAGCCUGCUUCCUUACUGUAAAAUGCUGACUGCUCUAGUCCCUGCCUCUAGAUUGUUUUGAGGGUAAAAUAAGAUGAUUCCAUGGGUUUUUAACAAAAUGGCUUUUAAAAAACCAGCCUCUGCCAUUGACUGGCUGUAGACUAGGGCAACUGUCUCAACCUCCCAGAACCUCAGCUUCCAACUCUGUAAAAUGGGGUAGUGAUACUACCCACAUGCCAUGGUUGUUGAGGUCAGUAAAUGAGGGGAUGUAGGUAACAUGCUUCAUAACAAUGCCCCUAAAAUCACCAUCACUGACUGAGCACUCAGAGCGACAGGCAGCGCACUAAACGUCAACGUGCAAUUAACGGCAGACUUGAUUAAUAAUCAUAUUAAAUAAUGACGAGGACGAUAAUGGUCAGGCCUUCCCCUCCACUAACUUACCUGCCACCUGACAGAGACACAGGCCUGGCCCCAUGAUACCCUCUCUGUGUCCCUGGAAGCCCCCAGCUGGGACAAGUUCCCAUGUUCAUGCUCUCCCCAACGGCCACGGCUCUCCCCGUAGCAUCUCUCCCUCUGUGAUCCACGCCCUCACUUCCGUGGCUAUUCGAUUAGCAACCGUCUAGCUCACUAGACGGAGACUUCUACGAGGGCAAAACCUCAGAGGCUCCGAGGCUUGGCUCACCCAGCCACUGACACUGGCAUACAGCAGGCACCCAUUAAAGAGCUGUUGGUUCAA